Messenger RNA from Olea europaea var. sylvestris, 621 nucleotides. RefSeq lists its product as uncharacterized. Lineage: Eukaryota; Viridiplantae; Streptophyta; Magnoliopsida; Lamiales; Oleaceae. The record is from RefSeq and is a predicted model, not a curated record. The transcript has 4 exons. The coding region runs from base 92 to 391 and encodes 99 amino acids.
UCUAAAUAUCUUUUAACUUUUCAUCAUUUGUUUGCAUUCAUUAUCUUAAUUUUCUAUUCUUAAAACUUUCUUACAACACAAAAUCCUAGUUAUGUACGAGAAAACAGAGAUGUACCAGCACUCUUUUCCCUGUUUGCAUUGCCACCCUCAUUCUUACAUCAGAAUGGUACAAAAUCUCAUUGAGAGGUGCUUGUUACUUCGUAUGGAUCAAGACCAAUGCAUCAAGGCAUUAGCAGAAUAUGCAAGAAUUCGGCCCGUCGUAACACUCACAGUGUGGAGAGAACUGCUAAAGGAGAACAAAGAUUUCUUUCAAACCUAUUUCCAUUCUAUAUCUCGAAGACCAUUCACAAGUAGAUAUAAGGCAUCAAGGUUUGGAAGAAGAAACAGAUGAAAUCAUCAAAAAGAAGAAUAAGAAAAUUUUCCUGAAAAAAAAAAGGUGUCAGCAUUAGCAAUAUAAUUAUUAUUAGGGUUCUUAGAUAUUUGGUAGUACUUGAGUUAUACCCUUAACUUAAAGGGGAUAUAUAUGUGUGAUGUAUAUAAAAAGUUUAGGUCAAGAAUAAGAGUUGAUCGCAAGUUUUAUUCGACUAGGCAAAAAUAUAUUUAGAUUUCCAAGAUUUGACA